CUUUAAGAAGGCAUGUGAACUCUACAGUUUAGCAGUGGAGAUUUCAUCAUGGUGGUCAGUCAGGUUCACAUAAGAAUAAGGCUUCUGUUAGCCAGCUACCUCUUUCUCUCUGUCUAUGGACAAACCUCGGGACCCUAUAUCAUGGUGACAUUUCCUGCAGUAAUAGGGGCUGGCUCUGAUGCCAAAUUUUGUGUGAGUCUUUUAAAGUCUAAUGAGACUCUGCAAAUGAAGAUUUAUCUUGUUCACAACAACCAGAGCAGGACUCUUUUACGAAAGACAGUGGAAAAGGACCUUCACCAGUGCUUUCAUUUUGAGGCCCCACAGGUUGAGGGUAAAUCAGUGCAGAAGAUCAAAGUAGAAGUCAAAGGGGAAAGUUUUAAGAUGACAGAGGAAAGGAAAGUGAUGUUUAAAUCCUACAACACAUUGACUUUUAUCCAGACUGAUAAACCCAUCUACAAUCCAGGCCAAACAGUGAAUUUCAGAAUUGUCUCUACGGAUUAUAAAUUAAUCCCAUUUAAACAAACGUACAGCACAGUGAGCCUUCAGGAUAAUUAUGGGAAUAGGAUUGGUCAGUGGACAAAUGUGUCCUCAGCAGGUCUAAUACUGCAGCUUUCUCAUGAGCUCAAUGCUGAAGCUCCACAGGGACAAUAUAAGUUAACUGCUGAGAUUGGAGACAGGUUGAUCAUACACCAAUUUAAAGUGGAAAAGUAUGUUUUACCCAAGUUCGAGGUUACAUUAAAAGCACCACAAGAACACAGUGUGGGUGAGGAGGAAGUGAAGCUAGAAAUAUGUGGAAAGUACAUUUAUGGACAGCCAGUACCUGGUCAAGCUGUGGUUAAAGUGUGUCGCAAAGUAUGGCGGAGCUAUAUUAUGGUCACGUGUCAGAGGGAAACGGUGAAAAUGAGUCAGACUGGCUGUGCAUUUCUUAUUUUCAAUAUGUCAAACUUCAUUAAUACUGACUUUGAAAAGAAGUCUGAGAAUAUUCUUGUUGCUACUGUUACACUCACAGAGGAAGGAACAGGUAUUUCUGUGGUGAAAUCUGAUAAGAUAAGAUUUUCUUUCCAAAUUGGUAAAGUGGAAAUCCUCGAUUCACCAAAAAACUUUGAGCGGGAAAAAGUUAUAGAAGGAAAGAUUAAAGUUACUACCUACAGUGGAACACCAAUUCCCAACAAGAAAGUGUAUCUUUCAGAACUUGAACGGUGGUCUCAAACACUUCUACUCAAUCUUACUACAGAUAGUAAUGGCUUGGCAAACUUCUCAGUCCCUUCACCUGAACAUCCUAAAACAGAGAUAACAUUAUGGGCAAGUGUCUAUCCAAAGAACACAUUUCAUGCAAACAAAACACCAUUCUUUUUAAAUGCUGCUGUACGUAUACAGCUGUUCCAACCUGCUACACCUUACAGUCCAGUGUUCAGUGAUCUCUCAAUAGAGCACUCAGAGGAACCAUUUAAAUGUGGUGCUGAAAUUCCCAUAAACAUUAACUACUAUAUUGUUGGGGAAACUACUGAAAGUUACAGUAUUGAUCUUAUAUACAUGGUCUUGUCUAAAGGAGCCAUAGUUCAUCAUGGACAUGAGUCAGUUGAACUUCAAGAGUCUGCAGAUCUCAGAAGAGGAAAAAUCACAGUCAAACUAUCUGUUGAUGCUGAGCUGUCUCCUUUAAUGCAGGUUGUUGUGUACUCUGUUCUGCCCAGUGAGAACAUCAUCGCUGCUAGCAGGGAAUUCCAUGUGGAGAACUGUUUCAUAAAUAAGGUUUCGCUACAGUUCUCUCCCUCCAAGGCAGUUCCAGGUGAGAAGAACACUCUCGAGCUCUCAGCUCUUCCUGGUUCCCUGUGUGGCCUCAGUGCAGUAGAUCAUAGUGUGUACAUCUUAGAGUCCAACAAACAGCUAAACAGUGACAAGAUAUUUAAUUUGUUGCAAGUGAAAUCAGAAUCAGAUUAUCCCUAUAGAGUUGAAGAUGAGCUGACAUGCUUGCAUGUUAGACCCCGGCGGGAUGAACAGGAUGACCAUGCUUACAAUAUAUUAAAGAAAGUGGGGCUGAAGAUGGCAACAAAUUUGGCUGUUAGACGACCUCGUUGUUUGGUGUACAGAGGCAUGCAUUAUCAUCAAUAUGGUGUGUCACUUGGCUUUAAACUUGUACUGUCAGAACACAAACUAUUAUUCCCAGAACCGGAAAUUCACAAAGAAUUCCCAGAACUGCAAAUUCGCAAAGAAUUCCCAGAAACUUGGAUAUGGAAGCUUGUUGAAGUGGGGGACUCUGGGUCAGUACAGCUUCCUGUCACUGUUCCUGACACUAUCACCACUUGGGAGACCGAUGCUUUCUGUGUGUCCUCUAAGGGUCUGGGUCUGGCUCCUCCUGUUCAGCUCACUGUGUUUCAGUCCUUCUUCCUUGAGCUCUCACUGCCCUACUCCAUUAUCCGGGGAGAGGUUUUUGAGCUGAAGGCCACUGUCUUCAGUUAUCUUUCCAAAUGCAUUAUGAUUAAAGUGACUCCAGCCCCUUCCUCAGAUUACAAACUGGAACCAUCUUCUGAUGGCGAGUAUUCAUCCUGCCUGUGUGCAUAUGAAAGAAAGACCUUCAAAUGGACUCUGAUUUCCUCUGUGCUUGGAGUCUUGAAUGUGACAGUGAGUGCAGAGGCAGAACAAUCCCAGACUGUGUGUGAUAAUGAGAUUGUGAAUGUUCCAGAGAGAGGCCGUAUUGACACAGUUACACGAAGCCUUAUUGUACAGGCUGAAGGGACUAAAAAGUCAAAGAGCCAAAGCUGGUUAAUAUGCCCACGAGGCAACAGUGUUUCCGAGGAAUUUGAGCUGACUCUUCCUGAGGAUUUAAUAGAGGGAUCAGCACGAGCUUCUGUUUCAGUGCUUGGGGACAUAAUUGGCCAUGCAUUAAACAAUCUGAAUGGACUUCUAAUGAUGCCACAUAGCUCUGGAGAACAAAACAUUGCUCUCCUGGCCUCCAAUAUCUACAUUCUUUGGUAUUUAGAGAACACUCAGCAGCUCACCACAGAUAUCUGUGACAAGGCUACAAGUUUCCUUAAGAGUGGAUACCAGAAGCAGCUAAACUAUAAGCAUUUUAAUGGUGCAUAUAGCACAUUUGGUUGGGGAGAGGAGAACACAUGGUUAACUGCUUUUGUCUUAAAGACUUUUGGCAAAGCACAACAUUACAUCUUCAUUGAUCCAGAAAGCAUUAACAGAACAAAGCAAUGGCUCAUAGGUAUGCAGAGAUCAAAUGGCUGUUUUAAACAACAGGGACUUCUGUUUGAUAAUAGAAUAAAGGGUGGUGUAAAUGACGAAGUGACCAUUACUGCCUACAUCACUGCAGCAUUCCUUGAAUUGGGCAUUACAGUGCAAGAUCCUGUGGUGAAUAAAGGGUUAUUCUGUCUCAAAUCUUCAACUGGUAACCUGACAAACACCUACACCACUGCAUUGUUGGCCUACACUUUCAGUCUGGCUGGAGAGAAGGAAAUUCGAGGACAACUACUUAAAGCGUUGGAUGAUGUUGCUAUUUUAGGAGAUGGACAGCUUUACUGGACUCAGUCAGCAUCAGAUGACUCCUGCGACUUGUCAGUAGAAAUCAGCUCCUACGUGCUGCUAGGUGUUCUUACUUCAGGUCAACUCACUGCUGCUAAUUUGGGCUAUGCUAAUAGGAUAGUCAGCUGGCUGGUAAAGCAGCAGGAUCACAGUGGAGGUUUUUCAUCCACCCAGGACACAGUUGUGGCCCUCCAAGCUCUAGCUCUGUACUCCACUAAAGUGUUCAGCUCAGAAGGCUCUAGCACGGUAACUGUAAAGUCAGCAGAUGGACACAGUCACAAGUUUGAUGUGAACCAGAACAACAAGUUACUGUACCAAAAAAGAUCAUUGCAAGAUGUUCCUGGCAAAUACAGAAUUAAUGUGAAGGGCUCCACCUGUGUGUCAGUGCAGGCUACACUUUUCUACAAUGUUCCCACACGUUCUGAAACCAGUACACUGAGCAUCACAGCUACAACCAAGGCAAACUGCAAAAACUCAUUUGGAGCUGAAAUUUUGUUCCUCCAUUUCACCAUCACAUAUAAUUUGAAACUACACAGCUCUACCAUGGUUAUAGUAGACAUGAAACUUUUAUCAGGGUUCAUAGCAGAUCCUGAUCAACUUUCUUUGCUGAAGAACUAUUCUUUGGUGAAACGAGUUGAUUCCACAGCUGACCAUAUUAUUAUGUAUAUUACAGAGCUCCAAAGGAAUACUCCUAUCAGCUAUCAGAUACAACUCAACCAGGUGUUUCCUGUCAAGAAUCUCAAGCCAGCAUUGAUCAAAGUUUAUAAUUACUACCAAACAAGUAAUGACUCUGAGACGGAGUACACCUCCCCCUGUAUGUAAGCAAGCUGAUCUGCAUUAAAGAUUAAAAAGAUUUCUGCAUGUCUUAAGGGUGCUGGUUAUUUGUCAGACCUAAGAAAUAAAUAUGGACUUCACAUACAU
Hemibagrus wyckioides is the source of this 4446-nucleotide messenger RNA. RefSeq names its product alpha-2-macroglobulin-like. Gene Ontology annotation, cellular component: extracellular region. The coding region runs from base 49 to 4347 and encodes 1432 amino acids. Gene Ontology annotation, molecular function: endopeptidase inhibitor activity. The record is from RefSeq and is a predicted model, not a curated record. The transcript is spliced from 34 exons. Lineage: Eukaryota; Metazoa; Chordata; Actinopteri; Siluriformes; Bagridae.